Messenger RNA from Schistosoma intercalatum, 1397 nucleotides. Lineage: Eukaryota; Metazoa; Platyhelminthes; Trematoda; Strigeidida; Schistosomatidae. The record is from the annotation of a GenBank genome assembly.
GAACUAAGAAACUAUGGCACGUCAUUACUUGUUUCCUACUGUGAAAUUACUCAAGCAGAAAUGUUUUCCAUCCCUCAGUGGAAUGAAGAGUUGUCAGAAUUUUUCCAGUAUGCAAGUCGACGAAACAGAAGGCGCUAACUUCAAACGUUUCGCCCAGCAUUGGUGGGACUAUGAUGGAGAUUUACAGCCAUUGCAUACUAUGAAUCGUUUGCGUGUACCAUUUAUUCAAAAUGGUCUUUGUCCAUUAACUACAUUAUCUACAGUUGAUUCAGUUUGUUUACCUUUGAAAGGUACGAAGAUUUUAGAUGUUGGUUGUGGUGGAGGUAUUCUAGCGGAAGCACUAUCUAUGUUGGGAGCAGAAGUUUUGGGCAUAGACUUAGUAGAAGAAGGUAUAAAAGUAGCACAAGAACAUGUUGAAGCUACAUCUUAUCGCUGGGUUGAUCAUCCAGAUUUACAUAAACCUACAUAUAAACUUACUAGUGUGCAAUCAAUUAGUCAAGAGUAUCCAUGUCAAUUCGACGCAGUUGUUGCGUCUGAAGUAUUAGAACACGUUACUGAUUGGGAGGAUAUGUUGAACAGUUUAAAACAGUGCUUGAAAAUUUCAAUCAAUAUUGACGGAGUUACACGACCUUUGAGUGCUGUUAGAGGUAUGAUGGCGGUUAUUACUUUCCGGUUUCCCGCACCGUGAAAGGAGUUUUCAGAGGUACCUGAAAAGGAGAUUGGGGUCCGAGUUGGUCUUAGUAACCUACGAACGUGACCGCAGUGCUCAAGGGAUAACGUCUUGAGGUCGAUCACACACGACCUUUGCUUAGAAGGAAUGUUAUUCGUAACUACAAUAAAUCGUACUACCGCUUCAUUACUACUAGGAAUUGGUGUAGCUGAAUAUGUAGCUCGUAUUGUUCCACGUGGUACUCAUGAUUGGAAUAAAUUCAUUGAACCUAGUCGGUUACAGAUUGCUUGUAUCAAGCGUGGUUUGCAACCGCGUCAACUCAGUGGAAUGUUAUAUAACCCAUUAAGUCGUCGAUGGCGUUGGAGUAGUAAUUUAUCACUAAAUUAUGCAUUCAGUGCUAUGAAAAUCGAUGAAUAAAUAAGAUGAAGAACACCAAUUCUAAAUGCAUUUGUUCUUCGUCAACUAUUUCUUUCUCAAUCUAUUAAUUUAGUAAAAGCAAAGUGUGAUCAAUUAUCACGAAUUUAUUGACACAUUCUUUCCAUUGUUUGCUUUCAAUAACAUUAUAUAAUAAGCUGAUAAUUAUUGUAAAAUCUUGUCAACUCAUUAGAUAAUUAUCAAAAACUUAAGCAUUAAAUUUUUUCAACUAAAUGAUUUACGGUAUUAGCUUUUAUGUAUUAUUUAUUUAUUUAUUUACUUUAACACAUAGAUAUUGGUACGAGGAGGCGCC